AUGCCGACGGUGAGCGUCGGCCGGGACCGUCUCUUCGCCGCCCUCGGCCGGACCUACACACAGGAGGAGUUCAAGGCGCUCUGCUUCGAGUUCGGCAUCGAGCUCGACGACGUGACGACGGAGAAGGCUAUUAUCAGGAAGGAGAAGCACCUCGAGGACGACGGCGAGGUGGACGACGAUGACGAGGUCAUCUACAAGAUAGAGGUUGCCGCCAACAGAUAUGAUUUGCUAUGUCUUGAAGGAUUAGCAAGAGCUCUCCGUGUUUUCACGGGGACUGAAGGAAGCCCUGUAUUCCAAGUUUCAUCCAUCCCUCGUGGUUCAAUUCUUCAGAUGCAUGUUAAACCAGAGACUUCAAAAAUUAGACCAUACGUAGUUUGUGCUGUCCUAAGGGGGGUAGCUUUUGAUGAAGCAAGAUACAACAGCUUCAUUGAUCUUCAAGACAAACUCCACCAAAAUAUCUGCCGGAAGAGAACUCUCGUUGCUAUAGGCACCCAUGAUCUGGACACUCUGCAAGGACCCUUCUCAUAUGAGGCUCUACCACCACAUGAAAUCAACUUUGUCCCAUUAAAGCAGAAUUCUCCAGUGUACCCUGUUAUCUAUGAUAGCAACAGGACUGUAUUAUCAUUACCUCCUAUCAUCAAUGGUGCACACUCAGCUAUCACCCUUGCAACAAGGAAUAUCUUUAUUGAAUGUACAGCUACUGACCUUACCAAAGCAAAUAUAGUGCUGAAUACAAUGGUUACCAUGUUCUCUGAGUAUUGUGAGACUAAAUUUGAAGUGGAACCUGUUGAAGUGGUACAUUAUGAUGGCAGGAAAACAGUUUACCCUGAUCUUUCAUGUUACAAAAUGGAUGUUUCAUUAUAUGACAUUCUUGGGCCUAUUGGCAUCUCCCAGGACGAGAAACAGGUUGUCUGUCCUUUGAAUAAAAUGCAACUGCAAGCUGAAAGUCACUCAUUGAAGGGGGAGCCUCGCAUUUCAGUGUCUGUUCCUCCAACAAGAAGUGAUAUUCUGCAUGCCCGUGAUUUGUUGGAGGACAUUGCUAUAGCUUAUGGAUUCAACAAUGUUCCAAAAUCAAAGCCCAAGUGUAUGACAAUAGGAGGAAGGCAACCAUUAAACAGGUUCUCAGAUAAAAUUCAUGCUGAGGUUGCAAGAGGUGGUUAUAUGGAGGUGCUCACAUUUAUCUUGUUUUCACACGAAGAAAACUUUGACAUGUUAAACAGAGCAGAUGACAAAAGUAAAGCAGUCAUUAUCGCAAACCCUCGCACUUCUGAAUUCGAGGUUGUUAGAACUAGUCUGAUGUCGUGUUUAUUGAAAACACUGAAACAUAAUAUAGACCAUCCAAGACCUAUAAAGAUUUUUGAAGUUGGUGAUGUUGUGAUGCUGGACUCGUCACGUGAUGUUGGUGCCUCUAAUAAUCGCAGGCUUGCAGCUUUGUACUGCAAUAUGGUUUCUGGAUUUGAGGCCUAUGCUAACUUGAUUAAAUUGUCCAGGAAAUUAUGGGAUUGGUGGAUACUGGAUAGUAUUGUCAAAGUUGUCAGAGCUCCGCAUGUCAACUUUGGCGAGAAUUACUAUGUACCUACAGAUGAACCUGAGUUCUUCCCGAAAAGACAAUGUAAAAUUGUUACAAGUGAUGGCAAGCAAGUUGGCUACUUAGGAAUUGUCCAUGCUGAGGUGCUAAGGAAAUUUGGCAUUCCGGAUCCCUGCACUUUCGUUGAGAUGGACCUCGAAGCACUGUUGUAA
Molecule: messenger RNA, 1740 nt
Organism: Miscanthus lutarioriparius
Lineage: Eukaryota; Viridiplantae; Streptophyta; Magnoliopsida; Poales; Poaceae
Source: the annotation of a GenBank genome assembly